This is a messenger RNA of Acipenser ruthenus (sterlet), 4799 nucleotides long. Its product is annotated as epigen-like. The record is from RefSeq and is a predicted model, not a curated record. Gene Ontology annotation, biological process: epidermal growth factor receptor signaling pathway; positive regulation of cell population proliferation; positive regulation of mitotic nuclear division. The transcript has 5 exons. The coding region runs from base 87 to 632 and encodes 181 amino acids. NCBI's taxonomy places the organism in Eukaryota, Metazoa, Chordata, Actinopteri, Acipenseriformes, Acipenseridae.
UCAGAUGACAUUUUGUGACGGAAUCUGCUUCAAAGCUAUAUAAUUUCAGGCAAGUCAUACUUCUAAUUCAAAGGAUUCCAACUCUGAUGGUGGGAAAAGAAAAAGCUGGUUUAAUUCAUCUCCUGUUUUUUAAAAAAAGUAAAAGCAACAUAAUGGUCACUUAUGGGGAAAGGUUUUUGUUACUGGGUGCAGUCAUGGCAUUUACAAUAAUGGUGGCAUGCUCAUCCUCAACAACGGUGACUGAGUACUCUCCUGAAAACACUGACACACUUAAAGGAUUCGAAGAGUAUAAUGACACAACAGAUAACAGUUCAGAGAUGCCUCGUCUUCUAGAACUUCAAAGCCCUUGUACUGAGGAUGACCAGAGCUUCUGUAUGAAUGGCAUUUGCAGUUACCACAGAGAACUCAAUACACCAACAUGCAGAUGCACUAAAGACUACACUGGAGAAAGAUGCCACCAUCUGCUUUUGGAUUCUCACACAGAAGAAGGCCCUGAAAGGUGUAUUGCCAUUGGAGUUGGCAUUUUAUUGCUGAUUGGUGGCACAAUGGGUGUUCUCUACUGUUGUAUUACAAAAAGAUGCAAGAAACAAAAGUCCCCAUACCAGAUCUGCCCUCCAGACAGCGCAGUAUGAAGACAUAGAAGGGGAUGCUGGCGAACGACAAUUGGUGUAAAAUCCUGAGCUCAUCUCAGUAGGUUUUGACAUGGCCAGGUUCUUACAACAUUAUAUGACUUUUGAGUUUUAAAGGAUCUACAAAGCUCCUGACAUAGACCCUCUCUGACAGCUCUUUGGAAAUAUGUCUCUCUAAACAACUGAUGUGUUCAAGGGGAAGGGAGGGAUUCAGGAGUUCUGACCCAGGGACUUAUUCUCCAUUAGUUUAUAAGAGUUCUACAGCAUUGUUUGUUAUGAAAUGGCUUGUUAGAAUGCUGCAUGAUGAUUGGUCCAUCAGUGUUCCAACCCCUUACAAUAUCCAGCACAAUUUCACUACUUAGGAACAAAGGCAAAUCACUCCACCUGUGAUAACCACAUAUCACUACGCCACCAAAAUCAAAGAAAACAUCUGUCAAAAUACCUCCUGUCAAGGAAGAUACUGAGACAUCAAGGUGUCUUGUCAUAUGUUCCAGUUUAUAUUAAUCUGCACUACGAACCAGUUAGCUAUUUUAAACAAGACGCUGUUUUGGUAUUUUAUUUGUAGUGCAUUCCACUCAUUUUCUGUAACUUCGGUCAGAUCCAGUUGUCAGAUAUUCAGUUUUAUUUUUCUCCUUUUAGUUGGUAUCCGUCAUCAUUUUGUGAUACUGACUUCGUAAUUAUUAUUAUUUUUUUUUCUAAAAUUUAGUCAAUUAUUUUUUAUUAUUUUUUCCCCAAUUUGGAAUGGCCAAUUAUUUUUAGGCUCAGCUCACCGCUACCACCCCUGCGCUGACUUGGGAGAGCGAAGACGAACACACGCUGACCUCUGAAGCGUGUGCCGUCAGCCGACCACUUUUUUUCACACUGCGGACUCACCAUGCAGCCACCCAAGAGCUACAACUUCGGAGGACAACGCAGCUCUUGGGCAGCUUACAGGCAAGCCCGCAGGCGUCCGGCCAGACUACAGGGGUCGCUGGUGCGCGGUGAGCAGAGGACACCUUGGCCGACCUAACUCUCCCUCCCCCCGGGCGGCAGUCGGCCAAUUGAGCGCCGCCCCCUGGAAGCUCCAGCAAAGGAAUAGCCUGGACUCAAACUCGCGACGUCCAGACUAUAGGGCACAUCCUGCACUCUACGCGGAGUACCUUUACUGGAUGCGCCACUCGGGAGCCCCCUGACUUCGUUAAUUUUUAACUGUAGAUAUUUUAAUAUUUUUUGACACUAUUUACAUUACUGUCUUAAACAUCCGACUCUCACCUUUCUUCACUGUCUGUCUUCUCCUUUACUACCACGCACUCACUCUCUUUACAGGUACAAACAUGUAACAUUGGUGGAGUUUCCAUGCAUGUUUUCUUUUAGCUUGAGACAUUUUGCUCGAGAAAUGUCUCGAGUAAAAUGUUUUUUUGGGUUUCCAUUCGCUCAGUUUAUUUUACUCGAGUAAACCUGGCUUUUCACCCAACUUCAUGCAAAUGAAUGGGAAAGGUGGGGGUUGAUAUGGAAAUUAGCUAUGCGUAAAGUACUCGUAAGUGCUGUUUUUGAAGAUUACUAGUGCAAUUUUGUGAAAAUGUGGUUUCCAUGCGCAGAGAACUGGUGCACGAGUGAAUUUAAGCUGCUGUAAUAAAGCAAAAUACCUUGUGUCUGUUUGGUUAAUAAUGUGUUUUACUUGCCCAAAUUGUUAUUUAAAUGUCAUUGGCGGGGUGGCAUGUUGUUAGUAUUGAAUGUGUUUCAACUAAUUUAUAUUAUGGCUCAUUUAUUAAAAAUUAAUUGAGAGAUAUAAAAUGAAACUGACCAACACAGUUAUUGCUGAUCACCAAGGCUGAAAACCAGCGGAGACGUAGGAUUCUAAAGCUCUGUGCCAGACAUCUUCCACGUAUGCUCCCAAGGCUGUCUGGAUUGGGAACAGUGGAUGUUUUCCCUUUGUUUCGGGAGCUUGAACCUCCAAACAUCCUCUACCAGCAAGUCCUUACGCCUUGUUAUCGAAUGCCAGUGGCAAGCGAAAGGACGGUUUGGACACAUAUUCAUCCAUCUUGCUUGUGGGAAGAGGUUGUUCUGCAUCACUCUUUCAGAUCUGCAGUGGAUAGUCCUUUCACGUCACCAGGGCAACAUUCAGCAUUAUAGUGGAACUGAUAAAGGAAGAUAUGCAGCCAAAAAGGAAUUACGUACGGCCUCCUGUGCUAGUGGAAAAAAAGGGAGUGGCAUUUGCUCUGUAUAGGCUGGGGUGAAUAAAACAACAGUUCAUCGCUGUAUUUACAAGUUUGUCAACUCCCUUCUUCAGAAGCACUGCAACACGUACAUAGCUAUGCCAGAUGUAACUGAAGCAAAAAGCAUUUCUCGUGGGACCGUCCCUCUUCUCCCGAACGGCACCUCCUUGCUCGUUCCUGCAUGUAGGACUGUUUUAAUUUUUUUAAUUUGUCCCUAGCUUGUGGGACUGUGCGCUGUAUUCCUCUAUCUGAGAGGGCAUCAACCACUUGUUGGUACACAUGCUUCUUACACAUUUCGGGCAAUCGAGCUGGCUCAACACAUCCAAGUCACUAACUACACUUAUUAAUGCCCGGGUUUCUUCCUCUCUCCAGCAAUUUUGAGUGGAGGGCAGACACGCAUUGUCUUUGGACAUAGCUGGGAUCAAAAGCAAGGAAAUUCAGUUACAUACAUUUAGUAAGCAGCUCACCUUAUCAUCAUGGUUAACUUUAGCGUAGUUUUUACAGCAAGGGUAUUCUCAAACAGCUGCUUUAAUACUAUAACAAGUGCAUGUCACAGUUCAUGGUGAGUGGUUUUAUACAGAACUGUAAACCCAAAAGAGAUAUACAACAUGGCAGGCCAGACACAGCAAAAAACAAUAAUAAAGAAAAGCCGCCCGCAUUAUCAUUAAGGUGAACUACACCACAGCUAACCAUAAAAUCAGUCACUACGUUCUUCUGUCUUGGAAUCCACAGUAACAAUUGACCUGAUCCCUUGCAAUAUUUAUAGUUAAGGAUAAACACGCUCAUUAACAUUUACACGUGAAAUGUGGGUUUCCAUGCAAAACUGGGCUUGGGUUUUCCCGUGUGUUUCGUCAUUUACUCAAGUAAAUGAGAUUUACCUUAUCCCUCUCUUUGGCCAUUUUUUUUUUGGCCACAAACCUGACUUACACGAAUAAUUCUCCCAAACGUGCACGUGCAUCACAUUUUCACGUGUAAAUUGCCCCGCAUGGAAACCCCAUGAUUGACGUGCUAGAAAAAUACUUGAAAUGAAAUUAAUACCACAAAAUAAACAAAUUGGGCUGUUAAAUACUUAAAUGACUGGCUUUCUGAAAAAUAAAUACAAUUUGACUUUAAAUUAAUUACUUAAUAAUUAAUAAUCUUCAUCCCAACAGUCACCUUAAACAUUUAUAAAUCAGUUUUAUAAAAGCAAUAAGGCACUUGAGGGCAUGGGUUGUGCUGAAUAUUGUCUGACUGUGUCUCUUGCCUAACACAACACACCAAGUAGUGGCAAUAUCCAGCACAACCCAUGCCUUAUUGCUUAAUCAAUCUUACCUGGAAUGAAUUGCUAUUGUAUAGGUUGGAAUCUCCCUCUUCCUCAGCUAAGAACCUUGGAGUCACCCUGGACCCCUGCCUCUCUUAUUCCCAGCACAUCUCCACUCUGGCACGCACUUGCCGAUUCUUCCUGAGCAACAUCCGAAGAAUCCGACCCUUCCUCACCAACUAUGCUACCCAGCUCCUGGUCCAGGCCCUGGUACUCUCCCGCCUAGACUACUGCAACUCCCUCCUGGCUGGCCUCCCUGCAUCCGCCACCCGUCCGCUCCAGCUCAUCCAGAACUCUGCUGCCCGCCUGGUGUUCUCUCUGCCUUGCUUUGCCCACGCUACUCCACUACUCCGCUCGCUCCACUGGCUCCCGAUCACCGCUCGCAUCCAGUUCAAGACUCUUGUACUAGCCUACAGAUGCCUUGACCAGACUGCACCCAGCUACCUCCAGACCCUCAUCUCUCCCUACACCCCCACUCGACCUCUCCGCUCCGCCUGCAUUAGACUAGCUCUACCUCCGCUACGCUCCCCUGCCUCCAGAGCCCGCUCCUUCUCCACCCUUGCUCCGCAGUGGUGGAAUGACCUUCCUACAGAUGUCAGGACUGCCCAGUCCCUGACCACAUUCCGGCGCCUCCUUAAGACUCACCUCUUCAAACAGCACCUGUAGAACUCCUCU